Messenger RNA from Microthlaspi erraticum, 1104 nucleotides. Lineage: Eukaryota; Viridiplantae; Streptophyta; Magnoliopsida; Brassicales; Brassicaceae. The record is from the annotation of a GenBank genome assembly.
AUGUUAUUAGGCGAUCUUACCGAGGCACAGCCGCCGCUGCGCGACGCAACUCAAUCCGAUGAGUUUCCGACCGUGCUUCCCCUGCGUAGGUUCGUGCAUCGUGUUCCCCUGAAACCAGUGUUCCGUCUAGUCGCCACAGAGGCUGGUCGGAGGUUGGUCUUCUCCCUCAUCGUGCCCUGUUUUCUCGACGAGUCCUCUCUGCUUUUACACAGCGUCUGCUCACUGUCUCGCUCUCCCAUGGCACCAUUGCUGCUCCUCCGCCUCCGUGAGAACUCUCCACCGCUGGAUCCUCAAGAUCCGGUGAAGAAGGAGUGGUCUCUUGGUUCCCUGUUGUUGCUACCUUCAAACGCCUCUGUUAAUCCUCCAGAUCCACCGGACCCGCCUGACCCGCCGGAACCACCAUACUCGCAAAUCAACUGUCAGGUUCUUCUUCAACUGUUGGGUUCCUCUUCAGAUCUGGAACCGCCGGACUCGCAAAUCUCGCGCCCAUGCCCUUGUCAUCGAUAUCUCUUACAGCCCUCCAACCCUCCGCUGCUCUUUCACCCUCUACCGCCUUCCUCCAUUGUUGUUUCUAUCACCACCGGCCUUGUUAUAGGCUACGGUACUCUCUCUGACAACAAACUCAAAAGAUCCCACUUCAUAGAUUCGCCGGGAUUUCCAUCUCUGGCGCUUUAUCAAAAGAUUAACCUUCCUUCCGGUUCAUCCCCUCCGAGCAAUCCCAUUCAUGUGAUGGAUCCAAGCUUGCGUUUUGGCCAUUGCAGCAAUACAACACCAUCAUUCAAUGAUAUUUUUUCAACUGUGUUGUUUUGCUUCGAGCCUUGCUCUCCCACCACAACCCUUUCGCUAGCCAACGUUCAACCUCCAUCAGCAGAGGUGGGCUUUCGACACAGUUUCAGUAUGUCUAUUGUCAAAUCUACCGGAUCAUGUGCCGGGAUUUCUUACUUGGGUCUUGGAGGAUUGUCAACUUAUUGGCGUCUCUCCACACCUACAUCUGCGGUUGUUGAUAAUUGCCAACCGUUUGAUUCUAAACGCUCAUUAGCCUUCAUCAGCCUUGACGGAGCAUCACGAGCUAUUUGUCCUAUUCCAUUGCUUUUAACAGCAUAA